Messenger RNA from Drosophila rhopaloa, 1356 nucleotides. RefSeq names its product protein archease-like (gene Archease). NCBI's taxonomy places the organism in Eukaryota, Metazoa, Arthropoda, Insecta, Diptera, Drosophilidae. The record is from RefSeq and is a predicted model, not a curated record. Gene Ontology annotation, cellular component: tRNA-splicing ligase complex. Gene Ontology annotation, biological process: tRNA splicing, via endonucleolytic cleavage and ligation. Bases 78 to 548 code for a protein of 156 amino acids. The transcript is spliced from 3 exons.
UCAUACUGUGCGGGUGCUGGCGUGUUUAUAGUUAUUGCGAGGCGAACGUUGCUUUAAUUUUUUUAUAACUUAUAAUAAUGGAGGUGGAGUUUAGCAAGGAAAACUUUCUACUGCCGGAGGUGAAGUACGAGUACUUGGAUCAUACAGCGGACGUGCAAAUCCAUGGAUGGGGAACGAGUCUGAAAGAAGCGUUUGAACAGUGCGGAGUGGCCAUGUUUGGAUACAUGACCGAACUUGAUUAUGUGUCCGUAGAACACUGUUUCGAAAUCGAAGCGCAGGGCGACGAUCUGGAGGGAUUACUCUUCCAUUUUCUUGACGAGCUUUUGUUCCUCUUCUCCGCCGAACCAUAUCUGGUAUGCAAAAAGCUGAAGAUUACCAAGUUCGAUUUAGAAACCUUCGAGAUCUCCUGCCGUUGUUACGGGGAACCCUUCGAGUUGGGAAAACAUCCACAAGGCACCGAGGUGAAGGCAAUCACAUACUCGGCCAUGCAAAUCGUUCAGGACACAGAUGCUUGCAACUACGAGGUGUUUGUCAUAAUUGACAUUUGAUUCAGCUCCGAUCGGAAUCAAAAGUGAAUUUUCUGUUAUAACCCCCUUGUCUGACUCAAUUAAUCAAAAGCGAAAUGCCAAAAAAGAAACCAAUAAUAAAACCACUGCAUAAGCUACGAAAAAUUUGCUGCGACUGCAUCCCUUGUCGAUAAGGAUGACUUAUCAAGAAACCACUCGAUUGUGCGGCUGCAAAUUAAUUUAGGACUGGCUCUCUUCUCACCGGUAUGAUUCCAGAAUCAAGACUUACCCGUCUGGAUUCUUUGUGUACUAAAAAUUUUUUACGCACGGCUUUGUGAAUUGGAAACGUGCUGAAGUCCCAGACAACCGCCGAAUGUGUUGUCCCUUCCCAGACCGCAGUUCAAUGCACUUUUUUAUUUGGACAGCCUUUAGCGUUUUUUAAGGAUUAAUCAAUAUAAAUACUUGGUUUUUAAUUUAGAACAAGCGACGUAAUACUAAGUUUUAUUUAUUGAUUUUAAUAUAUUGCUCAAAUAUAAAAUAGUUACAAUUAUUUUAAUAUUUAUUAUUUUUCAUUCUACUCAAACAAAACUUACUUCUUGAUUUUUUUUGUCUUGAAUUGAAUAUAAAACUUGAACUCCUGUUUCUUUGAAUAUAUAUAACCGAUUGGGAUCGAUAGUGUUACGGAACUAUAAUAAGUAAACUAAGACCAACGCCUUAAAACUAUUUUUAAGAUUCCACAAUAACAAAAACAGCAACAACACUUUAAGAAAUUUGUAUUUUCUUUUGUUGUCCAAUUUAUAAACAAUAAAAUUAAGUUCGGUUAAUAUUAAUGUACCAUUCUUAAAUACUA